AUGUCAGCUGAAGAUAUCAUCACCGCAUAUACCGUCGCUGUCCCAAAGAAACAGAAGCAGGAUUUGCCUGGGCAAGACAAGGAUAUGUCUCCUCACUUGGAGUACACGAAGCUCGAGGUCUGGGACGACAAUGGAAAGCCCAGCCUUGUCGAGUAUAAAGGUUCUGGAAAGCUAAAAGGAAAAACUGCAAUCGUGACUGGAGGAGACAGCGGUAUUGGACGUGCUGCUGCCAUCAUGUUCGCUCGCGAAGGCGCCACUGGAAUUACCAUAUCCCAUCUUCCUGAAGAAAGAGAUGAUGCAAAAGACGCGAAGAAAAUGAUUGAGGACUCUGGAGCUGCUUGUAACGUUGUCGAGGUUGACCUCAUGGAAGAGAGCAACUGCAAGCACCUUGUCGACAGCCACCUGAAGAAGUUUGGUAAACUCGACAUAUUGGUGAACAACGCUUCUAAGCAAAUAAUGAACAAGAAUUUUGAGGAAAUCGACUUGAAGAAGGUUGAGAGCACUUUCCGCUCCAACAUUCUCCAGAUGUUCGCUGUUACGAAAUAUUCACUUCCUCAUCUCAAGCGAGGUUCUGCUAUCAUCAACACCACGUCAGUGACGGCCUACAGAGGAUCAGCUGGUCUUGUGGACUACAGCUCCACCAAAGGUGCCAUCGUAACUUUCACCCGCGCUCUUGCGACCCAAUUGGCCCCCAAGGGCAUUCGUGUCAACGGAGUGGCUCCCGGCCCUAUCAUUACUGCUCUUCAAGCUGGAUCACGCUCUGCUGAGAAUAUGGAAGGUCUCGGUGUCGGGCUACCUCUGCACGGUCGCGCUGGACAACCUGCUGAGGUUGGACCGGCUUACGUGUUUUUGGCUUCGAGUGAUAGCAAUAUUGUAACUGGCCAAGUUAUUCAUGUUAACAGUGGAGAGUUUACUGGAGGAUCGUAA
Messenger RNA from Psilocybe cubensis, 927 nucleotides. RefSeq lists its product as uncharacterized. Lineage: Eukaryota; Fungi; Basidiomycota; Agaricomycetes; Agaricales; Agrocybaceae. The transcript has 5 exons. The record is from RefSeq and is a predicted model, not a curated record. Bases 1 to 927 code for a protein of 308 amino acids. Gene Ontology annotation, molecular function: oxidoreductase activity.